AUGUUGGAGAGACUUGAGUCGACGUCGAAGAGUUUGGGAUCGCGGAGCGUGUCUGUGUCAUCUCUGGCCGACUCAGACAGUAACAUGUCUUUUGACUCGGCGACAGCGUACACAAGAAGGGAGGACCGGAAGAGGCCUCUGGAAACAGGCGACCUGUCCUUGUCCGACCGAAGCUCAGCCACCUCAAUCAGGCUCUUCCAACGUUCAAGAGCGUUGGUC
This is a messenger RNA of Brenthis ino (lesser marbled fritillary), 219 nucleotides long. The record is from the annotation of a GenBank genome assembly. Lineage: Eukaryota; Metazoa; Arthropoda; Insecta; Lepidoptera; Nymphalidae.